Messenger RNA from Oncorhynchus gorbuscha (pink salmon), 5279 nucleotides. RefSeq names its product glutamate receptor ionotropic, kainate 2-like. Gene Ontology annotation, biological process: synaptic transmission, glutamatergic; modulation of chemical synaptic transmission; monoatomic ion transport. Lineage: Eukaryota; Metazoa; Chordata; Actinopteri; Salmoniformes; Salmonidae. The coding region runs from base 432 to 3098 and encodes 888 amino acids. Gene Ontology annotation, cellular component: postsynaptic membrane; plasma membrane; kainate selective glutamate receptor complex. The record is from RefSeq and is a predicted model, not a curated record. Gene Ontology annotation, molecular function: kainate selective glutamate receptor activity; transmitter-gated monoatomic ion channel activity involved in regulation of postsynaptic membrane potential. The transcript has 17 exons.
GUGCAGGUCCCCUGUUGCUUUAAGCAGUGUGUUUUUUCGACCAACAGGAGGCGUGUCUUCCCCACGGCCGUAGCGGAGCGCAGCAAGACGCGAGUCUGAAGGAACCGAUCUGGCUCGUCUCUCUAUCGGAACAAAUCAACUACUUUCUCAGCUCAUUCUAAUCGAAGACCGCCCGUGAAUGGAUUUCUCCCGGAUUUGCCCAGACUAACAUGGAUGCCCCACCGUUAGCUGAGUGGGAAGGUUGUUUCUUGGCGCAGUGAGCUGGACACGCAGCGCUUGCUAAUGGAUCUGGGGAAACGAAUGAUACCUUCUCCCUGACUGACCAUGCCGUGAUCUUGCGCAUGGGCCGUCACCCUGCUUAACGUCAAAAGAAACAUUUCGGGGGAAUCUACUGAUCCAGGGAAUAAAUAGUGUGGCAUCACACAGACACCAUGAAGAUUACCUCCCCGCUCAUAAGUAAAGCGAGAUUCAGAUGCACGGUCAGUCUUCUACUGCUGCUAUUACUAUGUGUGGGAUAUUCUCGCGGGAUGCCACACGUUUUAAGAUUUGGAGGAAUAUUCGAGUCCAUUGAGUCGGGGCCGUCAGGUGCUGAGGAACUAGCCUUUAAAUUUGCUUUAAAUACAAUCAACAGGAACAGAACCCUACUGCCAAACACAACGCUAACAUACGACAUCCAACGGAUAAACAUCUACGACAGCUUCGAAGCCUCCAGAAAAGCCUGCGACCAACUAUCUCUGGGGGUGGCGGCCAUCUUCGGCCCCUCCCACAGCUCGUCGGCCAAUGCGGUCCAGUCCAUCUGUAACGCGCUUGGCGUGCCCCACAUCCAGACAAAAUGGAAGCACCAGGUGUCUGACAACAGGGACUCCUUCUACGUCAGCCUCUACCCAGACUUCUCCUCUCUCAGCCGUGCCAUUCUGGACCUGGUUCACUUCUUCAAGUGGAAGACGGUCACCGUUGUCUAUGAUGACAGCACAGGUCUUAUUCGGUUACAGGAGCUCAUAAAGGCUCCAUCUCGCUACAACAUCCGCUUGAAGAUCCGCCAGUUGCCAGCGGACACCAAGGACUCCAAGCCUCUCCUCAAGGAGAUGAAGAGAGGGAAGGAGUUCCACGUCAUCUUCGACUGUGGACACGAAAUGGCUGCCGGCAUCCUAAAGCAGGCUCUUGCUAUGGGGAUGAUGACAGAGUACUAUCACUACAUCUUCACCACACUGGACCUGUUUGCGCUGGACGUGGAGGCCUACCGUUACAGUGGGGUGAACAUGACUGGCUUUAGGAUCCUGAAUACGGAGAACAGCCAAGUGGCCUCCAUCAUAGAGAAGUGGUCCAUGGAACGCCUGCAGGCCCCGCCCAAACCUGACUCUGGCCUACUGGACGGCUUCAUGACGACGGACGCUGCGCUCAUGUACGAUGCCGUGCACGUGGUGGCCGUGGCCGUGCAGCAGUCUCAGCAGAUCACUGUUAGCUCCCUACAGUGCAACAGACACAAACCCUGGCGCUUUGGGAACAGAUUCAUGGCCCUCAUCAAAGAUGCCCACUGGGAUGGCUUGACUGGGCGGAUCACUUUCAACAGAACCAACGGCUUGAGGACAGACUUUGACCUGGAUGUGAUUAGUCUGAAGGAGGACGGACUGGAGAAGAUUGGAACAUGGGACCCUCCUAGUGGCUUGAACAUGACAGACCACCAGAAAGGGAAGACAUCCAAUGUCACAGAUUCCUUAGCCAACAGAUCUCUAGUUGUCUCCACCAUACUGGUGGAGCCCUAUGUGAUGUUCAAGAAGUCAGACAAGCCCCUUUACGGUAACGACCGCUUUGAGGGUUACUGCAUCGACCUGCUGAGGGAGCUGGCUAGCAUCCUGGGGUUCACCUACGAGUUGCGUCUGGUGGAGGACGGCCGCUACGGGGCCCAGGACGAGACCACGGGCCAGUGGAACGGCAUGGUCAAGGAGCUGAUCGACCACAAAGCUGAUCUGGCAGUGGCACCCCUGGCCAUCACCUACGUGAGGGAGAAGGUCAUCGACUUCUCCAAGCCCUUCAUGACACUGGGGAUAAGUAUCCUCUACCGCAAGCCCAACGGAACCAACCCUGGGGUCUUCUCCUUUCUCAACCCCCUCUCACCCGAUAUCUGGAUGUAUAUUCUGCUGGCUUACUUGGGUGUCAGUUGUGUGCUGUUUGUCAUAGCCAGGUUUAGUCCCUACGAGUGGUAUAACCCCCACCCCUGCAACCCCGACUCAGAUGUAGUGGAAAACAAUUUCACCCUGCUAAAUAGUUUCUGGUUCGGAGUUGGAGCUCUCAUGCAGCAAGGCUCUGAGUUAAUGCCCAAAGCCCUGUCCACCAGGAUCGUAGGAGGCAUCUGGUGGUUCUUCACCCUGAUAAUCAUCUCCUCCUACACGGCCAACCUGGCUGCCUUCCUCACUGUAGAGAGGAUGGAGUCACCCAUCGACUCAGCUGACGACCUGGCCAAGCAGACCAGGAUAGAGUAUGGAGUGGUGGAGGAAGGAUCCACCAUGACCUUCUUCAAGAAAACCAAGAUCUCCACAUACGACAAGAUGUGGGAGUUUAUGAGCAGUCGGAGGCACUCUGUGAUGGUGAAAGAUAUAGACGAAGGGAUCCACCGAGUUCUCACCUCGGACUACGCCUUCCUCAUGGAGUCCACCACCAUAGAGUUUGUCACCCAGCGCAACUGCAACCUUACGCAGAUAGGGGGUCUCAUCGACUCCAAAGCCUACGGUGUGGGAACCCCCAUGGGCUCUCCGUACAGAGACAAGAUCACCAUAGCGAUCCUGCAGCUGCAGGAAGAAGGAAAGAUGCACAUGAUGAAGGAGAAGUGGUGGAGGGGGAACGGUUGUCCGGAGGAUGAGAAGAAUAAGGAGGCCAGCGCUCUGGGGGUCCAGAACAUCGGGGGCAUCUUUAUCGUCCUGGCGGCUGGACUCGUCCUGUCGGUGUUCGUGGCAGUCGGAGAGUUCAUCUAUAAGUCCAAACAAAACGCACAGCUGGAAAAGCCCCAACGGCACCAAGGUGAUAGGAAGCGUGAGGAGUUCUGCUGUCACCACGGACCCUCCAAGCAGCUACCUGUAGACUUUAACCACCAGUUCAAAUGACCUCCAGAAAGACUCCAGAGACUCCAGUCAUCUACAUUUACCUUACAAUGCACAAAUUGUACUUUUUUAACUUCAGAUAGUUCCCGAUUGGGAAGUCUCCUGUCGGAAGAACUGGCAGCAAUGUUAUGGUCACAACGUUUGAAUGAAAAGUUGCCAUUGGUGCAUGGUUGGGUGUAUGUUUUCGAAAGGCGGCCCUAAAACUAUAGGUGCAGGGUUUCACACGAUGGGAUUGGAAGGUUGGCCCAAAUGCAUGAUCCAUAAUGCUGAGGUAAAUGUCACCAGUCUUCAUGUCACCCUUCACACACAGCCACAGCAAUCCUCUCCCAAAAAACAAAUUGUUAUUAUCAGAUACAAACUUUUGGACAGACAAGCCAAACUGAAUCAAGCUAUAAUUGCAAACUCUGAAGGCUUGGUUUUGAAAACACAUGUAAGCUUUCAGAUAUUAUAACAUACUAACUACUCUACUGAAUAAUCUCAUAUUGAAAGUGUAAUGCUACAACAACACAUCGUUGUCAACAGCAUGUAAACAUUUUGAUGUUCCUCUUAAUCCCAUGUCCUUCCUGUCUUGUCCUUCUUGUCCUGACCUGUCCUUCCUCUCCGGUCCUUUCUGUCCUUCCUGGGAUUCCUGUCCUGUCCUUCAUGUCCUGUCCCGUCCUGUCUUUCCUUUCUAACACAGUGCUCUCUUACCCAACAACAGUCUCAUAAAUCUCAAACGCCAACCCCUACUUAGCUCUCCACAGGAGCCUGGUCUGCACUAAGAGCUUUCUUCGACACCCUCCAUCGAUCCCACAAUGCAGUGAUGCUGCUGCUGCUUCUUGGCCAUAAGCCCCCAUAUCAAUGAUUCACAGCAUCUAGUCAUGAAGUGAUGUUCACAGAGUCCUUCUGUCAACGACAACACACACACACACACACACACACACACACACACACACACACACACACACACACACACACACACACACACACACACACACACACACACACACACACACACACACACACACACACACACACACACACACACACACACACACACACACACACACACACACACACACACACACACACACACACACACACACAGCACAGCACUACACCCACAGAGCAGCCAUGCUAGACGGGAGGGGAGGUCCCCCAUCAAUAGGAUGUCAUUUAAAGAAUGCUAAAGAACGAUAUGGCUAAUAAAAACCCAUAAGGAAGGUUGGUAGUGGGUAGAGUAGGGAGUAAUAGUCAGCCGAGCCAGAGAAAAGAGAAGGAGAGUGAUGAUUUAAUAGAAACCUCAACAUCGUUUGAUGUUGAUCAUGAUCUCUUCCUGGUGUUCUUCAGCGUUUCUUUGUGUCAGACACAGCAGUUGAGGAAGAUACGUUUCACACUCUUAUCAGCUCAGAACGAGGUGGAGGAGCGUGUCAAACAGAUAUAUCCAGACAGAGAAUAGAACAGACAGAGAAUAGAAUAGACCUCACUCACAUGUCUCACUCACAUGUCUCACUCACAUAUCUCACUCACAUAUCUGUUUCAAGAUUAGUUCUUAGAUGUCAGUCCAUUUAACAUUUUAUUUUCACACUACCUGUGACUAUAUGCUACAAUUAUAUAAGUUGUGUACCUCAAUAUUUUAACACCCAAUUGAUAACCGACAAAGGUGUAUAUUGCUUUUCAUAAAUUCUCAUAAUCAAUCUUUUUUUUAAAUGUCAGAUGAUCUGAGAAGCAAUACAUGAUUUACUCAUCCAAAGCAAAUUGACAUUUUCCAAGAGGUUUGAGUGUCACACAAUCACAACGUGUAUUUUAGUAUGUGUGGCCCGUUGCUACUGUUUUAACUGUUAAACCUUGACACAAUAUGCAGAGUACCAAGUGUACCAAGUAUUCCCAUAUCAAUUCAAUAAUUAGUCACCUUUGAAAAUACCUGAUAUUUUAUUUAAUUGCACAAGAUCCUUUACUUGAAUGUGUCGACAGUACAGGGUUGUAUUUUCACCACGAUGCUGAAAGUGUCAACUUGAAAAUGUUUCUAAGCAUCUCUUUGUUGGGUUUGUCAUGCUUGAUAGCGCACACCCUGCAAUUUGCAUUUUUUAAAGUACCAGUCAGAAGUUAGGACACGUCUUCUCAUUCAAGGACUUUUCUUUAUUUUUACUAUUUUCUAUAUUGUAGAAUAAUAGUGAGGACAUCAAAACUAUCAAAUCAUGUAGU